Molecule: messenger RNA, 3004 nt
Organism: Caenorhabditis angaria
Lineage: Eukaryota; Metazoa; Nematoda; Chromadorea; Rhabditida; Rhabditidae
Source: the annotation of a GenBank genome assembly
AUGUUUAGUGAUUCACAAUUUACGCAAAUUGGAAGUGUUUUGCUUCAAGAAUCUGAUGAUAUUAGUGAUUCGCCGUCGAGAAUUUCUGAAAACGAUGAAUUGUUAUACAAAACGAGGUCAGUUGUUUUAAUAAUUAUAAUAUAAACAUUUCAAAGAGAUUAUUAAUGUUGAAAAUGUUGUUUUUUUUCCCAAACAUUUUGAAAAAUGAAUACACUUUCAAUUAUUUUCAGCACAUUCCGAAAAACUCAAAAUAUUCUCUCAUCAUUUAUUUGUUCUGCAUUUAUUCUAUUACUAGUUAUUGUUGCUUUAUUAUUAUUCAACGCAUUUUUCCAAAUCAAGAAAAAUGAAUGUUCGGAUAAUUCUUCUGAAUCUUCUUCCGAUUCUGCAGAAGAUCUCAAUUUUAUUUCGAAAAAACUUGCGGAUGAACUGAAUGCUGAUAAUAUUCGAAAUAAUUUGGAAAUUUUGGCAAAAAAUACACAUAUUGCGGGAACCAGGGAGCAAUCACAAUUAAUGCAUUAUUUGGCAGAAAAAGUUAGUUUCAUUUUUAAAAAAUUGAAGGAUAGAUAACUAUAGUGAAUCUCACAUAUUUAGAAUUGUGAAGCGUCAAAAUCUCUUUGAAUAACUAUAUAUUUUUUAGAAUUUAUUCAUAAACCUUAAGAAAAUUUUUUUUUGUUACUCCUGCAUUUUUUUAUAGUUAAUAAUAUAAAACUAAUUCUUUACAGUAUACAAGUUACGGAUUCUCUGUGAAAAUCUACAACUACACGGUUCUUUUGAACUACCCUCAAAUCAGUGUGCCAAACUUGGUCGAACUCAAAAAAUACAACGAUGAAUGGAUGACAAUUAGUUUUGGACGCGGAACACCUUUAGGUCCACAACAAGCAAUCGAUGAACAACAAGAUAUUCGAUCUCAACAAUGGUGGAAUGCAUAUUCAGCAAAUGGAAGUGUGACUGGACAAAUUGUUUAUUGUAAUUAUGGAACUAAAGAUGAUUAUGAUGUUCUAGCACAGGUGUAACGAACUAAAUUUCUUAAAAAUAAAUAAGUAAAUUUUCUAGAUGGGUGUGACAGUUCGAGGAAAAAUAGCGCUGAUUCGAUAUGGCGCUUUGAAGCGGAAUGAGAAAGUUCGAAUUGCUCAAAAUAUGGGAAUGACUGGUGUGCUGUUUUUCAGCGAUCCGGUUCAUUAUACCUCAAAUAAUCGAUCAAAUGUGAGUUCUACAAUUUUUAUGGACUGUUAAUUUAAAAAAAAAAUCAAAAUUUUGAACCCUUUUUGCUCUAAACCCAAGACAAAUAAUUCUGAAUUUCCAGGUGUUCCCAGAAAGUAUUUAUCUACCCGGUGAUGACGCUCAACGUGGUUCUGUUCUUGCAACACUUGGAGAUCCUCUAACUCCACUUCUUCCAUCCCUAAUCUACACACAACGACAGGAAACUGAAAAAUCUGCAAGAGCCAAAAGUUUGAUGCCAAAUAUUCCUGUCACACCAAUCAGUUAUAAUGAUGCAAAUAAAAUUAUGGAAUUGUUAGAUGGUGAUGUUGUUCCCGUAAGUUUCGAAAACAAAGAUUGAAUAAAAUAAAAAAUUUUCAGUCAUUUGAAUGGAAAGGUGGAUUAAGAUCUGUGUACAGAUUAACUGGAGAAAAAGAGUUUCGAAUGACUGUGCAUUCAAGAUUUGUCCAUAGAACUAUUUCAAAUGUUAUCGCAACAUUGCCUGGGGCAACAGAACCGGAUAAUUGGAUAAUGGUUGGAAAUCAUGUAGAUGCUUGGGGAAAUGUACGUUUUUUUCUGAAUUUUUAAAUUUUUUUCAAAUUUUAGGGAGCAAUUGAUCCAAUAUCUGGAACUGCUACUCAACUAGAAAUUGCAAGAGUGAUGAGUUCAGUGUUUUCAAAGAAUCCAACAAAGCGAUCUCUAGUGUUUUGUCACUGGGAUGCUGAAGAAUAUGGAUUGAUUGGUUCAACUGAAUGGAUUGAAGAAAUGCAACAUAUUUUGCAUCGGAGAGCAAUUGCUUAUAUAAAUGUGGAUCAUAUCGCUGGAAACUUGGUGCCUGAUGUGAAAAGUGUUCCACUUUUAUAUAGAGCAAUAGUGGGAGCUGCUAAAAAGUGAGUUUCAUUUUUUUGAAAUUGUUCAAUUGAAACAAAUAAUUACAGAACAAAACAACAAAACCUUCUGGAACGCUCAAUGGGUCGAACACGUCUUUUUGAUUCUUGGAGAUAUCAUCGAGGAAAAGGUCCAAUUUUAGGAGAUCGCGGUGUUCCGGAAAUUGGUCUCCCAUCUUCAGGAAGUGAUUAUUAUCGAUUCAUCUCAUUUCUUGGAAUCCCAUCAGCUGAUUUGAAAAUUGAGAAGAGUCCAGGAAUGUCAUACCCUUUAUAUCACUCAAUGUAUGAAACACCGUGGACUGUUAAAACAUUGAUGGAUCCUGGAUUCACAUCUUUUUUAACACUUGGACAAUUUUGGAUGGAGUUGAUUCAUAGAUUAGCAAACUCACCAAUUAUUCCGUUUGAUGUGAUUGAUUAUUCAACAGUGGUAUCUGGAUUGGUUCAAAAGGUAAUGGUUUUGAAAAUUGUUGUUCCAGAAAACAUUCAAGAUUUUUCAGGUUGAAUCUCAUCUUAAUCACCUCAAUCUCACACAAACAGUGAGCACUUUGAAUGAUCAAUUUUUCAUGUUGAAAGAAGCUUUGAAGCGUUUCAAUCAUAUAACUCGUGAAUUCCAUUCAAAAAUCACAGAUAUUCAAACUGGUUCCAAAGAUGCUGAUUUCAAACUCAUAUCAAUAAUUAAUAAUCGACUGAUUGAAAUUGAAAGAUGUUUUAUUGAUUGGACUUUAGGGGCUGAAUUGAACAGACAUGUUAUCUUUUCCCAAUCUCGAAAUUAUCAUCAUUUAGCAUUUUUGGCAUCAAUUCAAGACAACGCAAAGAAUGUGCAUUUAUACGGAAAAUCGGAAGAUAUCAAACUUUUGGGACUUGCUAUUUCAAAACUUCAAUUGUCAAUUGAAUCCGCUAUCAAAGUUUUGACAAUUUGA